Molecule: messenger RNA, 1182 nt
Organism: Botrytis porri
Lineage: Eukaryota; Fungi; Ascomycota; Leotiomycetes; Helotiales; Sclerotiniaceae
Exons: 1
Coding region: 1-1182 (393 amino acids)
Source: RefSeq, a predicted model, not a curated record
AUGACAUCCAAGUCCUUCCUUGUCGAGAACCCAUCAAGGUAUCCGGAGUUAUCCACCUUAUCCAUGAAUGUUUUCUACGCUCAAAAGAAUAAAGAUAUAAAGCAAUGUAAAAGUAAUUGUCGAAAUAUCGAUGUCGAUAUUCUUUAUCCUACUUCAUAUCCUUUCCAUUGUCAUUCUUCGAAACAAUCAAACAAGGAUAAGGAAUCGAGAGAAUCCAUGUCGUUCAGCCCUGUGGAUUCACUAGCUCUAUCGGAGUAUUCAUCACAUGAUUUUUCCUCGCCAAUCAACAAUAACAAUGCAAUGGCCAAUCCAUCAUUCCCUUUCCUAUCCCUGCCUCUAGAAAUCCGUCUCAAAAUCUAUCUCCUCCUCCUUCCACCUCGCCACCAUAAAAUCACAACACAAAUCCCCCAUAAUGGAUACUACUUCCCACCCAAAUGUCUUCCUCUCUGCGCAGCCCAAUCUUUCUACCCCCUAUCCCCAGAUACCCCCGACAAACUCACCACGUACAAAGUCCUCUCGACGAAUUCCCACACCGAUCAUCCGAAUCCGAGCAUCCACACGCGUAUCCUAAGCGUAUGUAAACAAACGAAAGAAGAAGCAGAAGAAGUACUGUAUGGAAAUGGAAAUAGCAUCUGGGAUUUCGGUAUGCAUGUCGAAGCUGUGCAACCGUUUUGGAUGGAUAGAAGUCAGGAUGCGAGGGGAUGGGCGCGAAAUUUGAAGAUUGCGAGGGAGGUUCCCGAGGUGGGGAUGGGUGUUGGCGGUAGUGGGGAUGUGGUUUGGGGGGGGUUUUAUGGGUUUAUCACGGGUGAAUUGGUGGGAUUGAAAAGUCUGGAUUUGACGGCUUGGGGAAAUCCGUGGAUGGGAGAAGCACGGGAUGGUUCUGAAGUUGUUGAGACGGGUGAUGUAAUGGCGUUAGAUGGGGAUGAGGCGCGAGAAGUACGGAAAUCGGCAAUAAAAGCGAGGAAUAGUUGGUCGUUGCGUGAUUGGGAGUAUAUGAAGGAGUUACUUGCGCAUGAGGGGUUGAGGAGUGCAAAAGUGACGUGUUGGGGAUUUAGAGAGGGAGUGAAGAGUUCUUGGGCGAAGUGGAUGUUGGAGAGGAGGUCGUUGAUGGAGGAGAUGGUUAGGGAGGGGGAGGUGGUUCAGGAUGUGUUGGUUUGGAAUGGGGGUGGGAGUGGGAAUUGA